Molecule: messenger RNA, 940 nt
Organism: Galendromus occidentalis (western predatory mite)
Lineage: Eukaryota; Metazoa; Arthropoda; Arachnida; Mesostigmata; Phytoseiidae
Exons: 1
Coding region: 71-832 (253 amino acids)
Source: RefSeq, a predicted model, not a curated record
UCGACGUCGCGCAUCUUUGGAAGAAGUUCAACUCCACGAUGUGAACCCUCCGGAGCUUGCGCAGUCCAAGAUGAGCGUCGACGACUCGUCUUCGCAAGGUUCUGGCCCGUCGCAAAGCGAUCUCCUACCCUCUCGAGGAGAAGGUCACGCAGUUCACAGGAGCUGCAGCAGCAGCAACAACAGCAGAAGGAACGGCGCCGUUCCCGACGGCGGCGCCGGCGUCCGUUUGAGCGCCAAUGAACUACAGAACGAUACAAAGAAGAGAGCUACUCAGCUACCUGUGCCGUCAAUCUGCCGAACCAGGCAUUCGGUGGCGUCCGCGCCCGACCUGGAAGCUAUCAUUGUGACCGAAUAUUCAGUUCCAGCUCUAACCAAAACCCACAAAGGAUCCUUGCAGCCUUUUAACGCAUGCCAUCCCCUAGCGAUUUUACUCCGGUUUCGAGUCGCGCAGGUAGCUUCCGGCUUUUGUACAUUUCUCCUGGGAGCAUCGGCACUCCUGGACAAGGACACCAGGCGGUCGCUGUUUCUCGCGUGCAUCGCCGGCUCCCUCUGUAUUCUCAGCACUGUUUUGCAUAUAGCCGACUGUCGCCGGCGGGGCCCGAAAGGCCUGCAGUACAUAUUCCCGAGUGUGCACGUUACUCUCGCUGUGAUACUGACGACGAUUAGCGUUGUCGCUUGUUUGGCAUCUUCUCUGGUUCACGCUCUUAGCACAGACAACCGGAAUGUCCUCAAGCUGGCCGUGUCGCAAUGUGUCACUUUGACGCCUUGGUUGUUGAUCGAAGGGGUUACCGUUGCGCUCCGGGUCAUAUGGGCGCGGCGGCUCGUCAGCUGAUCCUAGGGGAGUCGACAGGGAUGUCUUUCGUCAUCUGGUUCCGCCAAUCAUCGCCCAUCAUCUACCGUCUCUUGUAGUGAUGUGCUUGUAGUCCUUUGAGUACGUGAC